Molecule: messenger RNA, 558 nt
Organism: Paramuricea clavata
Lineage: Eukaryota; Metazoa; Cnidaria; Anthozoa; Malacalcyonacea; Plexauridae
Source: the annotation of a GenBank genome assembly
CAGAACCACCUACCCAGUGCUAAAUCGAAAGCUACUGGUAUACUAGGUUAUCCCACUCCUACUAUCUCUGUUGGAGACCUGGUUUACUUGACACGUGACAAGGACAAGCUAAAAGCUCGCGAAAAGUACCUCGUUAUUGACAUCGACCCAAGCAAGAUGUGCCACCUACGGAAAUUCACAAGCUCACAGUUUCGAAGCAAAGUCUACCUCGUACCUAUGGCCGAUUGUUAUCCGUUGAAGCCCUCAGUUGUAGCUCAACCCUCUCAAGGACCUGUCCGUGGGCAGGAUGAGCGACUAGAGUCCGAUUCCGACAACGAGUAUAAUACCAGUACAGAGGCCGAAGAACAUACUAGAAGUGUUACUCCACCAAUCAUCGUACCACCUUCCCCUCCAGUAGCCGAUGCCAUUAGCGGCAUAUCUGCUCCACCCACCCCCACAACCACUGAAGCUGUUGUGGCCUGCAAGCAUUCGUCUUCAGUCGUGCCUCCCCGAAAAUCAGUCCGUGAGCGAAGACCUCCUUAUUGGUGCACCCAGGAUUGGGAUUUGAAUCGUUAUUGA